Messenger RNA from Cyclopterus lumpus (lumpfish), 945 nucleotides. It is a transcript of the gene nicn1, whose product is annotated as nicolin 1. Lineage: Eukaryota; Metazoa; Chordata; Actinopteri; Perciformes; Cyclopteridae. Bases 103 to 753 code for a protein of 216 amino acids. The record is from RefSeq and is a predicted model, not a curated record. The transcript is spliced from 7 exons. Gene Ontology annotation, cellular component: nucleoplasm.
CGCGUAGCAGCGCGUCAUCAUACGCGACCUGGAGCGGGUCGCUCUCGUUUCUUUCCUCCGUCGCCGUGAACGCACCGAGACCCGCUCCGGUAAAGAAAGAGGAUGAGCGGUGAGGACGUCCAGCCCGUGAGCUGCAGCAUCAAACCUCCGGUCUACCUGCAGAUGGGGGACUCCGAGACCGGCGCGGCUCCCUCGGGCGUCUGCGUGGUCGACGUCGCCCUCCCCUUUGGGAAGCCCGUCAAUAUUCAGGAAAUCACCUUUAAGAACUACUACACAGCCUACGUGACGGUCCGCCUGCUGAGGAAGAGCCCCGGGCAGGAGGGGCCCGCUAAGUGGUGCACCGCCCUGAGGGACCUGCCGCUGAUGGACAACCCUCACACCGAGGCCGGCUCCCAGGACUACUGCUCGGUGCACAGAGCGCAGAUGCAGGUGGAGCCCGAUCAUGUGACUUCAGUGAGACUGAUCCUGAGACAGCCGUCCUCUGCCUGGCUGACCUUCAGCCUGGAAGAGGUCAACAUAUUCCCCCAUGUGGAGCCGAACCCCGAGAAGGAGGUUUCUGAUUGGCUGUCGGACCUGACGCUGGUGGACCAGCACCCUGACCUGGAGGGCCUCCCAGACCCCCAGACCGUGUCCUCCAGUAUCCAGCAGAUGUGGGCCCUGACGGAGGUGAUGCAGACCAACCAGACCACGGCCUCCAUCGGGCGGUACGAUGUGGACGGGUGCUACGACAUCAACCUUCUCUCUCUGACGUAACGCGGGCCGUCGUGUUCAGACAUGAGAAGAAAAGACCAAAAGAACUAUUUACUAAAUAUGUGAAGAAACAAAGUAUUGAGUGUGUGUUGCGUAAUAAGAGGAAUAGCAUGAUUUAUUUUAUGGUCAUAACGUUGCUAUGUACCUGAACCUGUACAUGUGUACCUGAACCUGUACCUGAACCUGUACCUGAAC